UUUGGCGUAAACGUUUCUCUCACGACACUCCCGAAGGCCUAUAUUCAGGAGCCACUUUGUUGAUAGCCUACAAUUCGGUAUCGAUACCGUUUUCAUUGAUUUCAUCUGUAAUGGCAAGUUUGGUGUUAUAUCCAUUAUUAUUGGAUUCCAAAUUACCCAAUGGUACCACAUUUGCUUAUCUGAUGGUGGCGUUAUGGUCCAGUUUUGUAUUGGCUGAACAAUUGAGUAUUUCCUUUUUGUUGGUUGUUAAAGUUCCAUACAAUGCUGCCAUUGCUGUUACCUAUAUUUUGGUCAUCUCCAUUGCUUUGGCUAGUGGUACUGUGCGUUCCUUCAAAGGCUUGCAACCUUGGUUACAGGACAACACCAAGGGCACCCAUACACGUUAUGCCUCCUCUCUGCUGCACAGCAUUACAUUCCAAACACGAAACAUGAAUUGCACUCCGACUGCUUCAGUUAUAUGCCCAAAACCAGCAGAUUUCCUGCACGAACGUUUGGGUUUAGCUGAUCCAGAUGAAACUAUCGAUGUUGUUGCCUCAUGCGCUUUUGCAAUUGGCUUGGCCGCUUUCAAUAUGCUGCUCUAUAUGUUCCCGAUGCCACGUUGUGUUAGACAAAAGUUUCGAGACUGAUGAAAUAAAAAUGAAAUGCUC
Messenger RNA from Musca vetustissima, 647 nucleotides. RefSeq lists its product as uncharacterized. NCBI's taxonomy places the organism in Eukaryota, Metazoa, Arthropoda, Insecta, Diptera, Muscidae. Bases 111 to 626 code for a protein of 171 amino acids. The record is from RefSeq and is a predicted model, not a curated record. The transcript is spliced from 4 exons.